AGUUACGUGCUAUCUGCGCGUGCGUACAUCCGCCGGUCUGUAUGCUUCUGUACUGAGACUCAUCGGCAGACAUGGAAGAACAGAGCCGGAGUCAACAGACAACCCCGAGCGGGAAAGGCAAGGAGGCCGGCGGCGAGAAGCGCGAUCCGGCGAAGGAUAAGAAGGAGGAGCAGGAACUGUCGGAAGAAGACAAGCAAUUGCAGGAUGAACUUGAAAUGCUUGUGGAGAGACUGGGGGAGAAGGAUAGCUCACUUUACAAACCGGCUCUGGAGGAACUCCGUAGACAGAUUCGCUCUUCCACCACUUCUAUGACUUCUGUUCCCAAACCUCUGAAGUUCUUGAGACCACAUUAUGGGAAACUGAAGGAAAUAUAUGAGAGUAUGGAACCUGGAGAAAAUAAGCGUUUUGCUGCUGAUAUCAUUUCCGUUCUUGCUAUGACUAUGAGUGGUGAUAGAGAAUGUCUUAAGUACCGACUCUUUGGGUCACAGGAAGAACUGGCAUCAUGGGGACAUGAAUACGUAAGGCACUUGGCAGGGGAGGUUGCCAAAGAGUGGCAAGAAGUGGAAGAAUCCGAUAAAUCCCAGCGGGAUACACUGCUGACGUUGGUGAAGGAGAUUGUCCCAUACAAUAUGGCCCACAAUACUGAACAUGAAGCCUGCGACCUGCUCAUGGAAAUUGAGCAAAUGGAUAUGCUGGAAAAGUACAUUGAUGACAACGCAUAUUCUAAAGUUUGCCUCUACCUCACCAGUUGUGUGAGUUAUGUCCCUGAACCCGAGAAUUCGUCCCUCCUGCGUUGUGCUCUGUCUAUUUUCCGAAAGUUCAAUCGUUAUCCAGAGGCAUUGCGCUUGGCGCUCAUCCUAAAUGACAUGGAACUUGUGGAAGACAUCUUCACUUCUUGCAAGGAUGUACUGCAGCUAAGAUAUGGAGAGCCCACGCUCCGAAGAGCAGUUCCUUUGGCUCUGGCCCUCAUCUCUGUCUCCAAUCCAAGGUUGAACAUCUUGGACACAUUGAGCAAGUUCUCCCAUGAUGCAGACCCUGAAGUGUCCUAUAAUUCCAUCUUUGCCAUGGGCAUGGUGGGCAGUGGCACCAACAAUGCCCGUCUUGCUGCUAUGCUGAGACAGUUAGCCCAGUAUCAUGCAAAGGAUCCCAACAAUCUGUUUAUGGUGCGACUGGCACAGGGACUCACUCAUUUGGGGAAAGGGACACUCACACUGUGCCCAUAUCAUAGCGAUCGUCAGCUCAUGAGUCAAGUGGCGGUGGCUGGCUUAUUAACUGUCCUUGUGUCCUUCUUGGAUGUUAGGAACAUUGUGUUGGGCAAGUCACAUUAUAUACUGUACGGUUUAGUAGCUGCAAUGCAGCCACGAAUGUUGGUCACAUUUGAUGAGGAGCUACGGCCUCUGCCAGUCUCUGUCAGAGUUGGACAAGCUGUGGAUGUUGUCGGCCAGGCUGGCAAGCCCAAGACAAUCACAGGAUUCCAGACACACACAACGCCUGUAUUGCUGGCACAUGGUGAACGGGCAGAGCUGGCCACAGAAGAGUAUCUGCCUGUAACCCCCAUUCUUGAGGGAUUUGUCAUCCUUCGAAAGAACCCUAAUUAUGAUGUGUAGUGCUUGAAAAAAGUGGUGGGAGGGAGAGACGUGGGAUCGUGGGACUAGUUGUGUUUUCUUUUUGUUACUAAAUCUUAUUAAAUAAUUUGACAACCAUUAUUCUGGAUUAAUAAUUCCUCCCAUCAGCAAACAAAAACCUUUCAUUCGAGGCUUUGUGUACAUGUGUUAUUGGGUUGGGUCGAACAGAAGGAAAUCCAGUUGGUUGCUGGUAUUUAUGUGCUCAUUGGAGAUUGCUUAUAUCAUCGGAGUGCCUGUCUCUGUGGAUCCACUUAGACACUGAACAUCACUGGAUCAGUUUGGUCUAAAUUUUAUUAUUUUGUGUAUAUAUAUCAUAUGGGUUUUAUUAGAUUCUCAACUCCACACCAUUAGAUGCCCAUACGAAUACAAUGUAUUUCUUUGCUACAUUUUACGCCUUCUAUACCCCGGACAAGUGAAAUAAAGUAAAAUAUUCUGUAAAACCCAAGGGACCUUUCUGCUUAUAAAAGAAAAAGAUUGUGUUUGGUCCCUUUAAAUCAACUGUUACUCGUUUACAGUUUCAGGAAAUAAACUGAAUUCCAUUUC
Messenger RNA from Bufo gargarizans (Asiatic toad), 2168 nucleotides. It is a transcript of the gene PSMD2, whose product is annotated as proteasome 26S subunit ubiquitin receptor, non-ATPase 2. The transcript has 11 exons. Gene Ontology annotation, biological process: proteasome-mediated ubiquitin-dependent protein catabolic process. Lineage: Eukaryota; Metazoa; Chordata; Amphibia; Anura; Bufonidae. The coding region runs from base 72 to 1607 and encodes 511 amino acids. Gene Ontology annotation, cellular component: proteasome regulatory particle, base subcomplex; nucleus; proteasome storage granule. The record is from RefSeq and is a predicted model, not a curated record.